Molecule: messenger RNA, 1364 nt
Organism: Eruca vesicaria subsp. sativa (arugula)
Lineage: Eukaryota; Viridiplantae; Streptophyta; Magnoliopsida; Brassicales; Brassicaceae
Source: the annotation of a GenBank genome assembly
CUUUAGCUUCCGCUCCUUCUCUCCCUCCCUCUCUCGACUUUAUCUUUUGAUAGUUCUGAUUUUAAUUAGGUUUAGAUUUUGGUGGGUAAUUGAAGAGAGAGAGAAGGGAGAGACAGAGAGGGGGUCAGUAAAAGAUGAGCUGGUGUGAUGGUUCAGAUGAAAGAACAACCAACAUUCAUCCAUCGAUUCAACUCAAAGACCAAUCUCAAUCAUGUGCCACGAGCCGUCCAGAUUCCAAGAUUAUCGUUGGAUCUCCCAGUAUGACUUGUUCUUCUUGUGGACAUAAGAUGCAUCAAAAAGACGACCAGGUUGGAAGCAUCAAAGAUUUACCAAGUUUACCGGCGGGAGUCAAAUUCGACCCGUCGGAUAAAGAGAUCCUUAUGCACUUGGAGGCGAAGGUUUCAUCUGAUAAGCGGAAGAUUCAUCCGUUGAUCGAUGAGUUUAUACCGACACUUGAAGGAGAGAAUGGAAUUUGUUAUACUCAUCCUGAGAAACUUCCUGGAGUAAGCAAAGACGGGCAAGUACGACACUUUUUCCACCGGCCAUCAAAGGCUUACACGACGGGAACACGAAAACGUAGAAAAGUGAGCACAGACGAGGAGGGCCACGAGACACGGUGGCAUAAAACGGGAAAGACCCGACCUGUUUUGUCUCAGUCGGGAGAAGCAGGUUUCAAGAAGAUCUUGGUACUCUACACGAACUACGGUCGCCAGAAGAAGCCCGAGAAGACGAAUUGGGUGAUGCAUCAGUAUCAUUUAGGCCACAGUGAGGACGAAAAAGACGGUGAACCAGUUCUCUCUAAAGUCUUUUACCAAACACAGCCUAGACAAUGUGGAGGAUCGACCGAAACUAAACCUAAGAAUCUCGUAAACCUAAACCGGUUCAGUUAUGAAAAUCUUCAGGGCGGUUUUGCGUAUGAGCAUGGAGGGAAUAGUGAAGACACGACGACUGAUACGAGAGUUGGUGGUUCGUGAAGGCGAUGGGUCAUGUUCGUUUCUUAGUUUUACUUGUGAUGCAAGUAAGGGUAAAGAAAGCUUCAGGAAGAAUCAAUGACACAUACAAUAUAUAAAUGCAGGUGCUUUGUGGAGUAAAGAUGAGGAAAAGAAUGAUGUGACUGAUAGAGAACAGAUUCUUUGCGUGUAGGUGUUGGGUAACUAUCAUCGUAAAUGAUCUCAAAGCUUUACAGAGAUUUUAGGUUUAACUUUUGUUUGGGAUUAAAUUUGGGAGGCAACUUUAACCUCUCGAUGCAUUACUAAUCUUUUUUUUCUCUCCUUAAUAAAAUCUGUCUAGAAAUACUGUAAUUCUUCUUUUCCAAUUAUUGUAAAAAACUUAAGGUAAUCUCUAUAAUAUUAUUUGAGAAGUCA